Molecule: messenger RNA, 7968 nt
Organism: Plasmodium fragile
Lineage: Eukaryota; Apicomplexa; Aconoidasida; Haemosporida; Plasmodiidae
Exons: 1
Coding region: 1-7968 (2655 amino acids)
Source: RefSeq, a predicted model, not a curated record
AUGUACAGAGGCGUGAAUGUAGAUAGCCGGAACAAUGAACUUAUAACCAAAAAAGAUUCACUCAGCAAUUUAAACGCAAAGGAAAGAAGCAGCGGCAGGAUAGCUAAAAGCUAUUACGACAAACAUGAUACAGAGCAUAUGAUGCAGAAUGCGGGAAAAAAUUACUUAGACCAUUUCGAUGCACAAAAUGGAAACCUCAACAAGAAUUAUAUCUACUCUUGUGAUAAUUUAAUGGAUGAAGAUAGCAGAAAAACUAGUAACCUGCAUAGUAAAAUGUUAGAGGAACAUUUGAAUAACUACAGUUAUCAUGUGGAUCCAGACUACAUACGUAAUAAUAAGUAUGCAAGUUCACAAGAAAGGGCUGAAGGAAAUCAUCUAAUUAGUCUUAGUGAACACAGAAACAUGAUUUUGUCUAACGAGUUCAUUAAAAACAGUUACUUGACUAAAAAUUAUGAAAAAAACAAAAAUGACGGCAACAAAAAUAAGGACGAAAUUGUCCACACGGUAAGUAAUCACUAUAAUAAUUUAAUCAAAACGACCAAUAAGGGUAUAGAAAAUAUAAACAGCAAUUGUGAUGCUAUCAUUUCCAAGCAAAAUUACGAUAGCCUUUCCGAUGUUAGUAGUAUCAUUUUGAUAAACCAAAACGACAAUACACAGAACAAUAAUGAUUAUGCGGAUUACAACUACAAUAGUUAUUUUAAUUAUCGUAACGAUCACACCUCUGCACACCACUACAAUGGCAAUGCUAACAGUGACGCCCAACAUAAUGCAGGUAGAACUGGUCAGUACAACGGGUGCAGCACAGGGAAUAAUAAACGACACAGCAAUGGACGUAAUAACCGCAGCCAGCGAAACAAGAAUGGUAAUUAUGAUGGGGAAAAAAGAGAGUCAUUCCCUUUUGCACAUGAAAGCUCGCUGAAUGAAAAUUUAAUACACGAUAGCUGUGACUACGACAAAAUCGGAAAAGACGAGAUGGAAAUAGGGGAUAAUCAGCUGAAUUCGUUAUCUGUAUACAAUGAUGAAGAUGCACAAAAUAGAAUUCUUCAAGAAAUGGAUGAGCAAGCAAAACAAGACGACAUGCACUUUACAAGUAGACUACAGAACAAUGAAAGUGAAAACACAAAUAACCGAAUUAAAAUCUACGACAUAUUUAACAAUCUUAAUAUUAAAAAAAGUAACAAUACAAAUACAGGCAUUUUAAAUUUUUUGAAAAAUCAGAGGAUGAACAAAUACACCUAUGAUAGCAAGGGUAUUCGAAAUGAGGCUGCAGAAAAUAAGGCCAUCGGCAAGGAGCUUCAUAACAGCGGCGUGACCAGUAAAGCAGGGGGAAUCCCUGUGGAUGGUCACGCCGGAAAUGGCCAUAAGGCACGCAGCGCCAACACAAGUAGUCAUAGCAACACGGAGAGAAGCCACAGCAAUUACAGAUUCAACGGUAACAUGAGAAAUAUAGAAAGUAAAGACACGUGUAAUAACCCCGCUAUGUUCAAAGGAUGCGCGUACACCGACGAGGAAGCAAAAAAUAGAGUAGCAACACCCCAUCGCAUUUUAAUCGAUCAGAAGUAUAUAGAGGAAAGCGAGCAUAGACCAUCCAAGAUGGAGUUAGCAAAUAAGUCUAAUAUUAGCUCAUUUGAAACUUUGAAACAUUUAGAGAGGGAUAACAAUGGUCAUGUUACUAAUUUGUACGGAACUGCAGUGAAUGAGUUUUUAAAUAAAAAGGACAGCUGUUCAGAUGAAUGUAGUAAUAAAACCGAUGCCGAAAGAAAGCAGCAAAACAAUCCCUUCAGUGUGUAUCAUUAUGUCAAAAGGCAACAAGCAGCUAAUGGAACUCCGCUUCCCAACGGCAAGGGAAAGGGUGGCAGCAAUAAAAGCUCUAGCAAUAACAGCGGCAGUAAUAAAAAAAUCGGUAGUAGUAAAAUGGGUAGUAAUAAAAGCGCUAGCAAUGGUAGUAAGGGUAACAAAAAAUGCAACGUAAACGGUGGAAGUAGCAAGAGUAACCGAAGUCGUAAAACUGUAGAAUCAAAUUACAAUCCGAUUUAUAGACAAUACGUUCAUAACCAUGACUGUGGUAACGAACUUCCCCACCAGGGUGAUAAUGACAAAAAGAAAAGCCCAAUCUCAAGGGACACGGCAUCACAUAGAAGUGAUAACUAUAGUAUAGGGAAAAAGGGCGUACAAAACAUAUACAAAAAUGGAUCGGAAGUACACAGCGGUAAUUUUAAACAUUAUUCGAGGAAAAGCACUAAAAAAGACUCACUUGACAGAGAACGCAAUAUGGACGUUAAGAGGACCAAGCAAGACAAGGAUCAUCAGUACUUCAAAAAAGGGAUUGAAACUGAUAGGGAAUUUCCUUUUAACGCGCAAAUGAAUGGAAACAAUACUUAUUUCAUACACGAUGACAACAGAAAAAAUGAAAAAAUAAAAACCAACGAAGAGUUAUCAAGUAUAUAUAUUUCUUCAUAUUCCGAUUCGUCCAUGCAUAGCCCCAUGCAAUCCUUUGUGGAACCCAAAAAUAGGGGACACCAAAACAGCUGCAACUCCAAAAUUACACUUACGAAAGGAAUAAAAAACAAGAGCCCAAAAAAGUAUAAUGAAAAACGAAAAAUGGACAUGAAGGAAAAACAAGAAAAUGAACAGUUCCAUCGGUGUAGAAGUAACUCCAUAGUUGAUGACGUAUGUUCCAUUUAUGGGGACGCGAAGCAGUACAAUUUUAUCGAUGGAAUUGACGAGAAUUGUAUGCACCGAAAGGAUACUUGUCGACACAUUUUCAACGACCACUCUAACUUCAACAAUGCUAAUAAGAAUAGUAAAGGGGUUGGAACCGAUGCGAGAAUCUUCGGACACUCACACAAUUAUGACCAAGCAAAAACGUCUCUGCAACAAAAUAACUGCAAACACGAAUGCAGAAACGCACACACAGAGUAUGUCAAGAAGAAAAAAAAAAAAAAAAACAAAAAAAAUUAUGAGAUUGAUCGGUACACCGAAAGUGGUAGUAUCAGGGAUGGAGCAAGCAUCCGUGAUGAAGAUGGAUGUAACAAUGACUAUAAAAAUAGCCUCAAAGGUGAAGACAGUUAUGUGAGACACACUCACAUACGAAGCAACUCACCUAAUGUUAAACAUUCAUAUCCUAGCAACGGCGUUGAAGUAGCAAGUAAAAAAUAUCCAAGCCAACAUGAUAACGCUUUAAAAGGAUUAAGUGCCGAUAAAGGGAACAAACGUUAUGGUGACAGUGAUAGGGUAAAUGGGUGUGACGACGCAUAUGACCAUCUCUUCUCGAACGAACUCUCUCAUUCUAUGAACCCGUUUAGGUACAACAUGAGUAGCAACCCUCGCGAAGUCCACAAAGGUAGUAACGAAGUUGACGGUUACAAUAAUAAUAGUAACGGUUGUGAUAGGCACGGCAAAUGCAAUGGCAGGGUAAGAGAUAAAAAUGGGAACGUGAACAAUUUGGAAAAAUCUCAAAUUGCACUGGAGUGUAACAAAAAGUGUGUUUUAAAGAAAAACGAAAAAAAAAAGAAGACAGAGGAACCGUUUAACAUCAAACAAACAAUAGCACAAGAUGAAGAUAUUGCACAUGGUGAUGACAUAAAGGUGUUCGUCAAGUGCAAAAUGAAGAAGAAAUCGUGUUGCAUUAUUUCGGAUUAUGAGGAGCGUGUCUGUUCUAUGAGAGAAAAUGUAGCAGUCAGCAAGACACAUUUUGUUGCGGAUUGUAAAAAGAUGCAUCAAGGAACAGAGAACACUAGUAAGAAAUGUACCCUAAAAAAGGGCGCCAACCAAAGUAGCAGUAGCUUCAACACUUCCAGCAAUAAAAACUACGAGAAGGACGAGGACGGAUAUGAUAAUAAUGCUGUUCGCAGAAAGUCUACUCGCUUGAAAGAGAACAAUAUGAAGAACACGCAUAUAACCCCCCAACACAGUAACGCUGCUAGCAUAAGGAGUAACAGGGACACGAACACAUGCAAUAUUUAUAAUAGCCAAAGCCGAAGUAGCAACCUGCACAGCGGCAUGAGUAAUAUAAGCAGUAGCAGUGAUGACAUGGAUGAUGGAGAAAACCAAAAUGUAAAAUGGAAAACAGGAAAGAACCAAAACAGUCAUUUUCCUAAUAGAGGAAAAAAUGAAUUAAAUUUUUGUUGUGACCAAGAAGAGAACCAAAGGUGUAGGCGCGAAAGGGACACCUUUUGUAGCGUAACGGAGAUCCGCGAUUCGAAUUCAGACGCUGAAGCAGACUCCGACGUUGGAAAACAAAAUCGCGAAGUAAGUAGAGUCGAAAGGGAUAGUCACUUUACAAGCAGUAGAGCGCCCCCCAAAAAAAGCCAGAGUAAUUUAGCCAAAUGUAAAAAGGACAAACGACAGGAUCUCUCAACAGGAGAGGACAACACCGAUUCUGACAAUUUAAAGGAAAAGAGAAACAGGAAUAGGAGGUAUCCAUACACGGGUUGUAGUAACAACCCCACGAAUGAAAAUAGCACAUUGAUUUAUAACCAAAAUGGCAAUCAAAGUGCUCAGCAUAACAAACACAGGUCAGUAAAAAACGGAGGUAGCCCUGAUGAGGAUGAACACAUAUGCGCAAAUGUGCUUCACGACAAUGAGCAUUUCUGCAACAACGCGAACGAUGUCACAAUGAGGGCAGAAAACAUGUGCACCACAUAUACAAAUAUAAACGGUGCCCACAUCAAUGACCCACGCAUGAAAUAUGCAGACAUUUCCAUCUCAAACUAUAAAACGCACUCUUCGAAAUAUACCAUGGAUAGCAUUGACAAACCUGCUAGUGUAGUCUCCCUAAACAAAAGAAUAGACAUACAAUUAAUGACCCAAAGUGAGGAAAACUUCGGUGAUUCCACCCAAGACAAGUGCCCCAUGAUGGCAUGUGAACACAUGGCAGGUGUAAACACAAACCAUAAGGAUUCACAAGUGAAGAACGUCGCCUCGGCAAAUAAAGCAAAGGAUAACGCUGCAAAUAUGAUAAGCAGAAAUGUACUUACACAUCAGAGGGCGCAUGGCCAACAUGGAGACUACAAAAAUUUAAUCAUGACGGGGGACGUGGCUAGUUUUGCUGAAAACAUACCCCCAAUGGAGGAAAAACGGAUGGAAAAACAGUUACCGGGAGACAGCAUCAAACAGAAGGCCUUUCUCUUUUACCAAAAUGAUGAUAAGCUGGACGACUUUUUUACACAUAGCAAUAAAGGAGACAUGUUUCCUAACGCAAAACGCAUGCAAAGUAGCACCAUGUUGAAUAUGGAUUUACGCAGUGGACACAACCCCCACAACGAGCACAAAAUGAAAGAAGUACCCACUGAGCAUAACCCAUUUAAACGGACAGAAUAUAUAGACCAUAGUAAGACAACAGAAAAUUAUCAUAACAGAAGUAGCAACAUGUACGAGAAAGAGGCCGGCAGUUUUUCAAAAAACAGUGUAAGCAAUCAAUGGAAUAGAAAACCUGGUACUUCCUCAACUGUACAUAGAAGGAAAAAGGACGAUGAAGGAGUAAACGUAAGCUUAAACACGAAUGCAAGUGUGAAUAUAAAUUAUAAUCAUGAAGAUUCGCAUACGUACCAAAGUAAAAAUGCAUACAUGCGUGACGAACAAACAUUUCCAGGGGAAUCCAUUCAAGGGCAAAACUAUAACAACGCACUUUGUAAGAAUCACUCUAAUAUCGAUGAGAGAAAUGACGAAAUAUUGCAUGAGACUGGAAUGAGCCAUUUAUUAUCCUCGAGAGGUCAAGUAGUGGACAACAUAUACAGAGGGGAUAAUAUGUACAAUGGGCAAGUGCUGGGUAGGGGAGCUCCUGCACAAGUGGCAAAAUCGGUGCAAAUUAUGUAUCAUGUGUAUGUAAAUAACGCAACACAGGAGCAUCCUCAACGAAUGGGAGACCCCUAUGGUAUCAUUUACUACCCGUCUGAGACCCACACUAAUGGAAAUAGUUACAACGCUCAUCCAAAUUUCCUCCACAAAGAAGACGAAGCCGCGCAAAGGAGCAUCGAGAAAAAUCCCUGCUCCCUGCAUUCACACAUAAAAAGUGCGAGCAUGGAUGGGGGAAAAAAAUUUUACAAAAUGGAAGAAAAAGAUACCAUGAGUGUCAAUUUCCCUACAGACAGGGGAAAUCAAAAUAAACAAUAUGACCCAUGUAGGAUUAAGUUGUUCGAUAACACUCAACACAACAAUGUUAACGGGGAGCAGCCAGAUUGGUUUGCCUGUAAAACCGAUUUCGAACAAAAUGCAAGCGAGCGCAAAGGAUCGAAUAACAUGGCAGGGGGCAUAGGCACAAACGAGUGUUAUCUCAGUGGGAAUCAUAAUGAUGAACGUAGCCAACGGUACAUGCACAUGGGAGGGGUUGCUUCCUGCCCAAGCAUGUACCCAAGCAGCUGUGGGCGGUACACAAACGGCGUAACUGCAAAAAAUGGGGAUGGUUUACUCUCACGUCAUGAAAAAGACACUACCAUUCACAGUAUUAGAAAAAAUAAUAACGGCGAUAUGAACGGCCACAUGAACGGUGACGUGAACGACGAUAACAAUUGUAGAUCUGUUGAUAAGGGGAUUAACAUCAACGUGAGCAGUGCACUCAAUGAGGCAGAAAAAAAACGUGUGCACAUGGACAGCCAGGAUGUGUACUCUGAAUUGGAGGAGAGCGUAGCCAUCUUAAAUGAAGUGCUAGGAAAAAAUAACGAAAAUUGGAACAAACCCUACAGUGCCACAAAUAAAUUACCGACACUUCGCUUUACCAACAAUUUGUCUUUCGAUUUUGCGAACAUUCUAAACAACUACAAAGACAAAUCGGAUAAUUAUCUAAAUAAGCAGUACAUACAAGACUUGGAAAGAAUUCAUUUUUUAAUUCAAGAAUUUAUAAACAGCUACAGGUGUAGUGAUAAUUUAAAAUCGAUUUUUCAACUCCUUCAGUACGAAAUUGAAAAGGAGAAAAGAGAGAAUCUGUAUUUUUGUCAAAACCAGAAAUGUGUAGUUCUUACCAUGCCUUUAAAUGAUAUUAAAAAAAAUUAUGACAAUUUUGGUGAGCCCAACCCGAAGGAACCCAUCUGCGAAUAUAAGAUGGAUACGUGCCUUUUGGAAAAUUCAGAAAAUGACUCCAAGGGUGAGUCCUGCACUUGGGGAAGGAACUACUUAGACGAAGACCUGACAAAGGAAUAUAAUUUAGUAAAGAAUUGUAGUGGGGGGUAUGACCCCGACUAUGACGACCACGAUUAUGUUUCUAAUGACAAGUCCGCGGACAACUGCGUGGAGAAGUGCACUACAGGAAAUUGCAGAGGAUUAUGCAUGAAAGCACCAAGCUGCAUUUCUGGCCCGAAUAGCAUCACAGACGUGGCAACAGAUACGACAUCGGUAGUGGUCCACACGUACAGUCACGACGGCAGCGGCAAGCAGGUCAGGGCAAAACGUGGCAUCGGUAACUUGCCCAAGACGGAAAAACUGGGCAAGCACUGUAUUAGCAAAAAAACCUACAGCGGCAGCUUAAACGAAAGUAUCUUGUCCAAAAUGAACAUAUUCAUAAUAAGGCACAAUAACCGCGUGUACAAAUUUAAGCUAAAUAGCAAUUUCCCUCUAAAGGGAAACCAAAUGAAUAACAAAAAAAAUGGAAAACUUUUUAAAUUACUUUCUUCAUUUUAUAAAUCAUUUUUAAACGAGAAGUGCAACAAAAGAAAUGUUCUACUUAAUGAAGACGUGCCCCUAAGUUAUGUCCAAAAUGUGGAUCCCAGCACAGAUAGCCCUUCACAUGAUCAAAAUGAUAAUGGGGUUGCUACAUCUUCACAUAUCAAUAAUGACGAGAAUUUUUAUAAUAUUAUUCAAAGUAGUGAACUCACGAAUAUAGAAGACCUUUUCAUUUCGGACGACGAGGUGAAUCUUAUUUAUAUGUAUAACAAUAAUCGCAAUGAAAAGGUUUAUAGUUUAGAAAAAUUGGAUGUAUUGCAAAAUCAAAACUCUACAUUGUCCACUGUGGAUGAUUGUGAUAACACGGCGUAG